GUAAUUUUGUUAAGCAAAAGCGAUUGACCAAAUAUAGUCAAUUUUUUUGUUCAUCGCAACUACCAAUACCUUUUCAUUGAAGGAAUAUUAUUGCUGGUGGUUUAAUCACCUAAUCCCCCAUCUGCAUUAGCCAUUUCAAUUUAAAUUACUCUUUCCAUCUUUAAUCAUUCACCAAUCGGGUAGCUACGCUUCUUUAAUCAACUAGUAUUCACUCAAUCAAACAAUCGUAUUUGCUAAAUGGAAAUCGAAUCUCCUUCUUCAACUGGAAAGAGUCAUUUCAAGCUAUGGAGCGAACUAGAGUUACACGACUUUCCAGAUAAAUUCGUUAUCAGACCAGUUAAAUCUCCGGAUCAAGGCUUCUCUAUCGCUCGCUCUGAUGGAACCUUUCGUAAUCUUGACGGUGAAGUUAAUUUGGAAACUGCUUCCAGGAUGUAUACUAUAUUUGGAGUUGCUGGAACAAUUAGAUUGCUUGCAGGGACAUAUGUAUUGGUUAUAACUUCUCGCAAGGAGGUUGGAACUUACCUUGGUUAUCCUGUCUUCAGAGUCAUGUCUAUGAAAUUCUUAUCCUGUAAUGAAGGUUUAAGUAAUCUUAAUAAUCAGCAAAAAAAAGAUGAGGCUUACUUCCAGACAUUGUUGAGAACUGUAGAGGAGACUCCUGGAUUGUAUUAUUCCUACGAAACAGAUAUUACAUUAAACUUACAGAGAAGAUAUAAGAUGGCUGAUGGAUGGAUGAGUAAACCAAUUUGGAAGCAGGCUGACCCACGGUUUGUUUGGAACAGGAAUAUCUUGGAGGAGCUAAUUGAGAAUAAGCUUGAUGAGUUCGUUGUGCCACUCUUACAAGGAAAUAUCCUUUACAAUUAUUCUUAUGAAUGCAUUCUGUCAUUUUUGAUUUUCCAUACAAUAGUAGUUAGAUUCCAUGCUAUUUAUGAUGUUCUCCUUAACAGAAGAUUACGUUUCCAAACUGGACAGCUGAAACUGAAUAAUUUAACGUCCACAAUCACAUUAAUAUCAAGGAGGUGCACAAGGCGUCUUGGUACUAGAAUGUGGAGACGUGGAGCUAACCUAGAAGGUGACACUGCAAAUUUUAUUGAAACUGAACAGUUGCUGGAAUAUGAUGGAUUCAAGUCAUCAUUUUUACAGGUCCGAGGUUCAAUUCCUCUAUUGUGGGAGCAAAUUGUUGAUUUAAGUUAUAAACCGCGUCUUGCUGUUAUUGAGCAUCAGGAUACACCAAUGGUGGUGAAACGCCACUUUCAUGAUCUUAUGCAAAGAUAUGGAGAUACUAUUGCUGUUGACUUAACUGACCAGCAUGGAAAUGAGAGCCUUUUAAACUUGGCAUUUGCCACAGAAAUGGAAAAGCUUCCUGAUGUAAGAUAUGUCUCGUUUGAUUUCCAUCAACGAUGUGGCAACCGAAAUUUUGAGAAUUUGAAACUUUUGUAUGAUGAAAUAGCCGAUGACUUUGAAAAGCAGGGAUUCUUCCUCCAAACCGCACAAGGAGAGUUGGUAGCAGAGCAGAAAGGAAUCAUCCGAUCCAACUGCAUUGACUGCCUUGACCGCACAAAUGUUACCCAGAGUUAUCUUGCAAGGAUUUCUUUGAAUCAACAAUUGCAGCGGAUGUGUGCACUGACACAAUCAGAAAGCAUUUGUAGUUUCACAGCUGAUGAAGAUCUUGAGAUUUUCAGGACUUUGUGGGUGGAUCAAGGUGAUGAAAUCAGCCUCGAGUAUUCUGGAACAAAUGCUCUAAAAGGGGACAUUGUCAGAUAUGGCAAACAGACUAUAUCCGGAUUAAUCAAAGAUGGGAUGAGUGCCCUUUCAAGAUAUUAUUUAAAUAAUUUCCAAGAUGGAGUUCGCCAGGAUGCAAUAGACCUAAUAAGUGGCUGGCUACAGCCAAGCGCAGCCUGGUGCUGA
Molecule: messenger RNA, 1905 nt
Organism: Lactuca saligna
Lineage: Eukaryota; Viridiplantae; Streptophyta; Magnoliopsida; Asterales; Asteraceae
Source: the annotation of a GenBank genome assembly